AGGCAUCCUCGCCCACUGAAGACUGAUCAAGGAUUCCAGUCCAGAUGGAGGUUAGUGCUGGGGGACUAUAACAGGAUAAGAACAAUCUUGCUCACCAGCCAGGACAUGGACAGGACAUGGAGGACAUGCCGCACUGCUACGCCGGGUCAUCAGGGCCAAGGCCAAGAUAAGACCCGAGGAGCCAAGGGGCCUCAUGAACUUUGAGUUGAAUUUCAUCCCGGAUGACUUCCUCCGCUACAACAUCCCCGUGAUAGGACGCCAGUGGCAACGUAGACUGUUCGCCACCCAACAACAACUAGACAUCUUGGCCACGGCGCGCAGCUGGUACAUCGACGGCACGUUCAAGGUUGUUCGGCCACCCUUCGUGCAGAUGUUGUCCGUCCACGCCUUCCUCCGCAGUGGUGGUCAGAUCAAACAGGUCCCACUGGCAUUUGCCCUCAUGUCGGGCAAACACAAGGGAGACUACAGUACAGUCUUCAACGAGCUGCUGGACGCUCUGCCUGAGCACAUCAGUGUUCAGGAGUGCGGCGUAGACUAUGACGAGACCAUGUGGCGUGUCAUCCCCCAGAUGCUGCCGCACGUGCACAUCCGAAGCUGCAGCUUCCACUGGAAGUAGGCAGUGUGGAGGAAAGCCCAUACAUGGAGGAUGAGGGAAUCCACAGCCUGACAGAAACCACCUUG
This is a messenger RNA of Branchiostoma belcheri (Belcher's lancelet), 681 nucleotides long. RefSeq lists its product as uncharacterized. The record is from RefSeq and is a predicted model, not a curated record. NCBI's taxonomy places the organism in Eukaryota, Metazoa, Chordata, Leptocardii, Amphioxiformes, Branchiostomatidae. The transcript has 2 exons. Bases 194 to 616 code for a protein of 140 amino acids.